UAUUUGAACCGGCUAAAUUGUUUUGGUUACGUACAGAAUGUUUCGUGCGGUUCAAUUUCGUCUGGGCAUACGCCUUUAUUCUGUGAAGCCGGUGAAAAAGGAUGCCAAUAAGUAUACUGAUACAAUAAACCUGCCCAGAACCAAGCUUCCGAACCGUUUAAGUGCAGCCAAACGUGAGGAACUGGAACGAGAAAUUCUGGAUCAUAAGAUUGCGUCCGCUUACCAGUACCAGGAACAGCACAAACGUAAGCCCGCUUUUGUGCUACACGAUGGACCGCCGUAUGCCAAUGGCCAGCUGCACAUGGGUCAUGCUGUUAACAAAAUACUCAAGGAUAUUACGUUACGUCAGCGCGUGGCACAUGGACAGCAAGUGAAUUACAUUCCCGGCUGGGAUUGCCACGGCUUGCCCAUUGAGUUGAAGGCAACGAGUGCUGCGACGGGCGAGCGGAGUGCAUUAGAAAUACGGCAAAAAUCGCGUGCAUUUGCCUUGGAGGCCAUCGAAUCGCAAAAGGCAGAUUUUCGCAGCUGGGGCAUUUUGGCCAGCUGGCAGCCGGAGCAAAUCUACCUGACCUUCAAGCCAGAGUUUAUUGCAAACCAGUUGCAAAUGUUUUACAGUCUGUACGAGCGCGGACUUGUUUAUCGUGAUCUCAAGCCUGUCUACUGGUCACCCUCCUCCAAAACUGCUCUGGCAGAGGCGGAACUGGAGUAUGAUCCGAAAUUCGUUAGCCCUUCUGUUUACUUACGUCUCGUUUUAAAUGGCUUAGCAGCUGCUGAAGCUGCUCAGGGAAAACAAGUCUAUGCGCUAGUGUGGACAACAACGCCUUGGACACUGCCUAGUAAUCAGGCAAUCUGUUAUAAUAGUUCGUUGGAGUACGUGCUGGUCAAGCUGUUAGAUCGCAACCCAAAUGAACUUUACCUUAUGGCCUCAGCGCUGGUAGCUCACUUUGAGAACAGCACGCAACUGAAGUGUGAGGUUGUGGAACGCUUGCCUGGUAGCGCAUUAAAGGAUUGUAGCUAUCAGCAUCCCAUUGACAAAACCCAAGGAAAACUGCCAUUCUUUGAGGCUACGCAUGUGCAGGAUACUAAGGGCACGGGCUUGGUGCACACAGCUCCGGCUCACGGACCAGAUGACUUUCUGAUUAGCUUGGCCAACAAGUUGCCCGUCAAGUGUUACGUUAAUGAAUCGGGCAUCUAUACUCAGGAAGCUCCCGAAUUUUUGCGUGGUCAGUCAGUACUGGCGCAGGGAAAUCCCCUGGUGCUGCAACACAUUGCCGAUGACGUUGUGCAUGCAUCCCAGUUCGAGCAUUCCUAUCCAAUUGACUGGCGUACCAAGCAACCAGUGAUAAUCCGAGCAAGCGAACAGUGGUUCAUCAAUACGGAUAAACUGAAGGCGCCUGCAGCUGCCGCCCUGGAACGUGUGCAAAUCUAUCCCCGUGUCAAUGCUGAAUCUAGUAAAAAAGCGCUGCUGACUCAACUGCACAAGCGGCCCUAUUGGUGCAUCUCAAGGCAACGUGCCUGGGGUGUGCCCAUCCCUGUGCUGUACAAGAGAGACAACAACCAGGUGGUGCUCAAUGGUGCAUUGAUUGAGCACCUGUGUGGGCUAUUGCGAAGCGAGGGUUCAAUGGAUUUUUGGUGGUCCAAGUCCCUGGAAGAACUGCUACCGGACCAGCUCUUAAAGCAACUGGGUUGUGAAGCAAAGGAGCUUUGCAAAGGCAACGACAUAUUUGACAUUUGGUUUGAUUCGGGUAGCACUUGGUCUGCGGUACUAAAAGAUCAGCCACAACAAGUAGCUGAUCUGUAUUUGGAAGGCUACGAUCAGUUCACGGGAUGGUUUCAAUCGUCGCUCUUAACCAGCAUAGCUGCUCGCAAUUGCGCGCCCUACAGAGCUCUUUUUGUACAUGGCUUUACAGUGGACGAAAAGGGACAUAAGAUGUCGAAGUCAUUGGGCAAUGUCAUUUCGCCCAAGGAAAUAACUAAAAAAUAUGGCACCGAUGUCCUUCGUUGGUGGGUAGCGUCGCAUGGCACUCAACAUAUGUCCAUCACAGUCAGCGAUGAGCUGAUGCAACAGGCAGCCGAGAAUCUAAGUAAGGUGCGCGGAACACUGCGGUACCUCAACGGAGUCAUCAAUCAGAAGGAGCAGAAGCUGUGCAUGUCCAUAAAUGAUAGCUAUUUGAAUAAAUUCCUCUUGCAUAGCCUGGUGGAAUUCGAGGAGGAGAUCGAGAAACUCUAUAAUGCAUAUGAGUACAAUCGCGUUGUGGCUUGCAUUCAGAAUUUCAUUGCGAAUCAGGUAUCAAGCAUAUACGUGCAUUUGAUUAAGGAUCGUCUGUACUGUGGCAACAAGCAGGAGCUGCAGGAUAUUCGCUACACGCUCACCCAGUGCUACAGGCAAAUUUGCAAGGCAUUGUGGCCCAUAGCGCCGUAUCUAACUGAGGAGAGUUGGAGCUAUUACGAGCCGACUGGCAGUGCCUUUCACGAGGAGACAGUGCAAGCUGACAAGGAUUGGAGAAAUGUCCAAGCUAGCCGAAUAGUAAAUGCAGCAUUGGAUAUCAAACGGCUUGUCAACCAACAGGCAGGCGAUGUCAAUAGCUGGCAUCUUGCCGUGAGCAUUAAAUGCUGCUCACCGGAACAACAGAAAAUGCUCACCGCAUUGCAUGGUCAGUUGACUGUGCCAGUUGCGAAUUCAGAGCUCUGUGAGAUUCUGCAAGUGGGCAGUGCUACAGUUGAGUCUGAGCUAGACUCAUCAAUGGAGAUAGCUAUGGUUAGGCUGGAAACGUUGGAAGCGUCGCUCUGUCCUCGUUGUCGACGCUUUAGCAUUGUAGAUUAUGCGAUUUGCGGCAGAUGCUCGGAAAUAUUAUCUGCCAAGAAUUAAUUUAAUAAUAUUGUUGUGUAGGUCAUUUAUGUAAAAGGUAAUACGUUUUGUAUAU
Molecule: messenger RNA, 2924 nt
Organism: Drosophila arizonae
Lineage: Eukaryota; Metazoa; Arthropoda; Insecta; Diptera; Drosophilidae
Gene: IleRS-m
Product: Isoleucyl-tRNA synthetase, mitochondrial
Biological process (GO): mitochondrial translation; isoleucyl-tRNA aminoacylation
Cellular component (GO): mitochondrion
Molecular function (GO): tRNA binding; isoleucine-tRNA ligase activity; ATP binding
Source: RefSeq, a predicted model, not a curated record